CCCGCCGUGCGCGCCCUGGCCCGGCGGCUCCGCGACCUGGGCCCGGCCAGCGCCGCCUUCCGCGCCCGCUGCGCCGCCGCGCUGCUGGAGAAGCUGCACGGGCUGGGGCUGGUGAACAGCCGGCAGUCGCUGGCCGUCUGCGAGAGCCUCUCGGCCGCCGCCUUCUGCCGCCGGCGCCUGCCGUGCCUGCUGGUGAAGCUGCGCAUGGCGCAGAACCUGCGCCACGCCGUCACCUUCGUGGAGCAGGGGCACGUCCGCGUGGGGCCCGAGGUGGUGACGGACCCCGCGCUGCUCGUGCCCCGCGCCGUCGAGGACUUCAUCACCUGGGUGGACGCGUCCCGCCUGCGGCAGAAGGUGCUCGACUACAACCAGGAGCGCGACGACUUCGACCUGGCCGCCUAGGGCUGCCCUGUUCACAGGACAACAC
This is a messenger RNA of Ficedula albicollis (Collared flycatcher), 427 nucleotides long. It is a transcript of the gene IMP3, whose product is annotated as IMP3, U3 small nucleolar ribonucleoprotein. The annotation marks the transcript as partial. The transcript has a single exon. Lineage: Eukaryota; Metazoa; Chordata; Aves; Passeriformes; Muscicapidae. The record is from RefSeq and is a predicted model, not a curated record. Gene Ontology annotation, molecular function: snoRNA binding; structural constituent of ribosome; rRNA binding. Gene Ontology annotation, cellular component: small-subunit processome; Mpp10 complex; small ribosomal subunit. Gene Ontology annotation, biological process: rRNA processing.